UUCAGGGUAACUUUGAACCAUUGGGGUUAACUUUGCACCACCCUUCAAAUUUCAUUCCCUUUGUGUAACACAAAAUAUACAUUUACUAUUAUUUCUCUUUGGUGGUUGUAUACUGAAGCUUGGUUCUUGUUCUAUUAUUAAAAAUGUAAGUUGGUUAGACUGGAGUCUAAAUAUUUUUUCAGUCACUUGUUAUCUAUGGUAUUGUUUUGGUGUGUCUUUUAGAGUUCUAUUUUCAAGUUGAUGAUAAAGAUUAGGCCAAAAUGCCAAAAGUGAAACCUGGUGGUUCAGUCAGCCCAGGAGUACGACGAUAUGGAACCAAGAGUCGCUACACAACAGAGGAACUGGAGAGGAUCCUCAGUGACAUAAAAUGUGGCAAAAUCAGUCAACGAGAAGCAUCAAAGUUGUACAACAUCCCAAGAAACACAUUGAGGAAUAAACUAUUAGGACAACACAACAAGAAAGUAGGAAGACCAACAAUAUUCUCAAAGGAGGAAGAACUGUUUUUCAUUCAACACAUUCUGUACCUUAGUGAUGAAGGCAUUCCAAUAUCUCUGUUUGAUGUUCGGUGUGUUGUAAAAUGCUAUCUGGAUACCCAAAACAGAAAAGUGCAACAAUUCAAGGGGAAUAUGCCGGGUUGGGACUGGAGUCAGUCAUUUUUGGAACGACACAAAGCUGCUCUGAAACAGAGACUCGAAACAAAUAUCAGCAGAAGACGGGCACAAGUGAAUGAAGAGACAUUAAAUGAAUUCUUCAACAAUUUUGAAGGUGAAGUUAGUGAAGUUUCAGCAUGUAAUAUUUACAAUUAUGAUGAAACUGGCUUCCACGAUAACCCCAGUAGAAGAAAACUUCUGUUUCGCAGAAGCUGUCGUCACCCAGAAAGAAUACGCAAUUCUACGAAGAGUUGCUACACUGUUGUAUUUUGUGGAAGUGCUGAUGGCAAUUUCAUUCCACCUUAUGUCAUAAUGAAAGGUACUCAGAAAUGGUCUGACUGGGUGUAUGGUGCACCGGAAGGAACACGUCUGAACACAUCAAAAUCAGGUUGGAUCGACAACAAAGUUUUUGAUGAUUGGUUUGAAUACCAUUUCCUUCCUAUUGCAAAGACAAAACCUGGAAAAAUUAUACUUAUUGGUGAUAACAUGUCUGCACAUCUGUCCAUUUACACACUCAAACUUGCAGCAGAAAAUGAUGUCAGGCUAUUGUUUUUUCCACCAAAUUCCACUCACUUACUGCAGCCACUUGACGUAGCAUACUUCUCUAGUCUGAAAACAUACUGGCGUCAAGUUCUAUCUAGUUGGAGAGAAACUAAAGGUGGGAAAAAAGUGGUGGCAUUACCAAAAGCAGUCUUCUGCCAGCUAUUGAAGGCUACACUUGAAAAGGGGCAAGAAACAGGAUGUAACAACUUGAGGAAAGGAUUCGAGUGUUCAGGACUAAACCCGGUAAACAGAGACAAAGUUCUACAGAAACUUCCAAUGUAUGCCCGAACUACUGACGAAGUACGAGAAGAUGUUGGAAAUGAGUUCAGAAAAUACAUCGAGUCAGUAAGAACAAAUGAUUUAAGCGCUGUUCACAGAGCUAGAAAGUUUUGCUUGCCAGUGAGAGCUGGCAAGAGUGUUUCUGUAGAGGAAGUUGAAGCCUACUAUGCAAACAAAGAAACGGAGGAAAAACAGAAAAUGACUAGCAAAGGAAGAGGUGGAGCAAGAACUCGAGGAGGCAGAUUAAAGUCAUCUUCAGUUAGAACACAAGGAGGACGUUUGCAGAGUAGAAAUGACUUGUUCAUUAGAAAUUUCAGACGGAAAUCCAUCUAAUGCUCCUGUUACUUCUGCGCAGGAAAGCACAGAAGUAAUGUUGGACCACAGUGAUGUAGUAGCAGAAGUGGAGAACACCAGUCAACUGGCAUAUGCGAUUAAUGAACCAUCAACUUCUAUUGCCACAAUAGUAAUUGAGCAUCAGGCAGUAGGUGAAAAUAUUUCUCACACAGAACUUGCAAGUGUUGCGAGUUUACCUUCUAACAUAUACAGUGUUGAAGACUAUGUUGUUGUCCAUUAUGAGGGGGUACUUUAUCCAGGGCAGAUUAUUAAAUUAGAGAACAAUUUGUGCAUGGUUCGAUGCAUGGAGAAGUCUGGCAUCAAUUGGAAAUGGCCUAAAAAUAAUGAUGAUUUGUGGUAUGAAAAAACUGAUGUUUUUAAAAAAUUGUCCCCACAGUGUAUAACACCUGCAAGUAAUCGUGGAGUUUUUCAGGUUACUGAUCCCUUGCUUUGUGCUAAAGUGCUUUUUUAACCAAAAAACUUAACUGAAAAAAUGUUUGUUUUUUUAGUUAUACUUCUGUAGUAGAGCACUUAGUUAUAGUCAUUUCAAAUGUUAAAUUAAAUGCUACAUUUAGUAUUCUAUCAAAACAUUUUUGUUAAUUUAUUCAGGUAAUAUUAUUUAUGUAUUUAUUUUAUCAAUGUGGUCUGUGUUAUGUAGAAACGUUUGAAGAUUGUUUUUUUUAAUCACUUUUCAGUGUUUUUCCGUACAAAAAAUUACACUUUAAUACUUAAACUUUAUUAUUUCUCUUUCUCAUCAUUGCCCAUUAUAAUACAUCAACAUCUAAUUUUAAAAGUGCAUUAUAUUAAUUGUUGGAAACUGUUGGCCUAGAUUUUUAGUGUAUGUUGUUUGUUUCUUCCAGUGGUGCAAAGUUAACCAGACUUCUAACUUCCACAAAAUAAUGCAUUUCUCAUGGGAAAAUGUUCCCUGGUUCAAAGUUACCCUGAUUGUCAGUGUAACUUUGCACCACGAUAAAAUUGAAAUUUUUGCUAUAUAAUUAAUAACUUAUUGCAUUCUUAGCAACAUGUAACUAUUAUUUAGGAGUACUACUUCCAUUUUAUACCUUUUACCAUACGAAUACCAAAACAACACAAGUUAGACAACUGUUUAUAGACAGAAUGUGGUUCAAAGUUACCCUGAAUGACUGUACUGACAAUAACUCAAUUUUAGUUACAGGAAAUAUGAAAAUAGAAGACGAUGUAUAGGUUGUGCCAGAAAUGGAGGCUGUAUUGUACACAUUAUUAUUAAUAAUCUGAUGAACACGGAGUUGGUUAUGCACUAUUUUAUAAAAAUAUUCACUAAACUCAUUAGAAACAAAUCUUUGCUCUUCUGGUUUUGAACGACAGUAUCUUACUGCACAUUUUCGCUCAUAGGCAUAUCGUCCAGACAUUAUUAUCUUUCCACGUUUUCUUGCUAACCAAAUAUUUUAAAAUGAUUUCUAAUUUACCAGAUGCAAGUUGUUGUUUACCACUUAAACACAACAUGGCGCCAGCAAGUCAACCCUUGCGAGUCAAAUAAAUAUCCUACUCAUUUUAGCGGAGUAUUUUCAAAGCAAAUUAUUUUUAUUAUAAUACUGAAUAAUUUUAAAAAUUGAUGUAGAAACUUCGUUACAACUACAAGUAGCUAUGCUAUACUUGUUGAAGUCUUUAGUGUGAUUGUGUGAUAUUGCAUUUAGCGCGGUCACCUGUAUCAUGGCGAAUGACGAACUAACAAAAAAAAAGGGUCCAUCAUAAAAAAAAAGCCUGUGCAACGAUUUCCUAUUCCAGUUUCCUCCCCAUGCUUCUCAUGCUUGUUUUCGUUUGUUGAUGUUUACAAGUACGACGCGAAGAUCACACGAUCCACUCUCGAAUCACUCGUUCACAAGUUAUAAUUUUGCCGAUGUUCCAAAAGAUAUAACUUGACGUCGUCCGGGCCUGCGGCCCCUUUGAGCCCGAUAUGACACCGCCCAACCACCAUCUCUAUUCAAACCUCCCGCUCGUGCGUGCGUGUGUGCGUGUGUGUCUAGCCCGGCAAGAGGGCGCUUAGAAGCAGUGCGGCGACCCCUAAAAUUGCUACAUUUAAUAUUAAUUGUAAACCUUUUUGUUUGUUUUCAUCCGCCUUUGCCCCAGUGCUGUGCAAUCUAUUUGUGUUUCUUUAAUUUAAAUAUGUUACUUGAAAUAACCACAGACGUUGCCCGGGCGGACCCGAACAGGCACGGACUUGGACGAGGGUAGGAAUGUUUUUAUAUAAAUUAUCAUUAAAUAAGUAACUAUUAACAAACUUUAAACUAUCAGUAAUUUUUAUAUAUUUUUUAAUGUUGAUCUGUAAUUUGCUUAACUUUCGCCGGGGCACGGAAUCGUAGGAUAUAGUAACGGUAAUUGUGUUGGCGCGAAGGGCGCCAUGUUGCCACCUGCGAGCGAUGAGCUCACCCCAGUCCAUCUUCAUCACUGACCGAGAGCAGACGCGCCAGCACCCCGGGGACCUCAACCUUUGUUCAUCACUGACCAAGUAAUUUCUGUAUCGUUAAUUCUUUUUAAAUCGCUUUCGUUCGUCAUCCUCGGGGCAGCUCUCGGUCAGCGGGCUGUUUAAUUAAUUAAUUGCCUCAGUCGAGUAAUCGUGUAAUAAGUAAAUUUUGUAGCAUGGCCACGUGUGUGGACCAUGCCUUCACCUAAGUCGAUUCGUGCCUCAGGCUUUUUCUACCGUGAAACGUGUAACGGACGUGGAGAUAACGUGUUAGUGAAAUUAAAUCUGGGAAUGAAUAUAAA
Bacillus rossius redtenbacheri is the source of this 4547-nucleotide messenger RNA. RefSeq lists its product as uncharacterized. NCBI's taxonomy places the organism in Eukaryota, Metazoa, Arthropoda, Insecta, Phasmatodea, Bacillidae. The record is from RefSeq and is a predicted model, not a curated record. The transcript is spliced from 3 exons. Gene Ontology annotation, molecular function: DNA binding. Gene Ontology annotation, cellular component: nucleus. Bases 261 to 1805 code for a protein of 514 amino acids.